AAAAUAUAUGGAUUGAUGGAUUAAGAAUUUAAAAAGUACAUACUGGCCACCAAGAAUCUCUACAUGCAGAAACAUCAGCAAGGUCCGUGGGGCCGGUGCAUGGGAGAGGAGUGUGGCCCUGGAGGCAUCCAGACCCGGGCUGUGUGGUGCGCGCAUGUGGAGGGCUGGACCACGUUGCACACCAACUGCAAACAGGUCGGGAGGCCUAAUAACCAGCAGAAUUGUUUCAAAGUGUGCGACUGGCACAAAAAGUUGUACGACUGGAGACUAGGGCCCUGGAACCAGUGCCAGCCAGUGAUUUCAAAAAGCCUGGAGAAACCCCUGGAGUGCACGAAGGGGGAAGAAGGCAUUCAGGUGAGGGAGAUCGCGUGCAUCCAGAAAGACAAAGACCUACCGGCCGACGACACCAUCUGCGAGUACUUUGAGCCCAAGCCCCUCCUGGAGCAAGCUUGCCUCAUUCCUUGCCAGCAGGACUGCAUCGUGUCAGAGUUUUCCCCGUGGUCCGAGUGCUCCAAGACCUGCGGCAGCGGGCUCCAGCACCGCACACGGCACGUGGUGGCGCCGCCCCAGUUCGGAGGCUCCGGCUGCCCCAAUCUGACAGAGUUCCAGGUGUGCCAGUCCGGUCCGUGCGAGGCCGAGGAGAGCAUGUAUAGCCUCCAGGUGGCGCCCUGGAGCACGUGCUCCCUGCCUCACCUGAGACCAGCCAGACAAGCCAGGAGGCGGGGCAAAAAUAAAGAUCGGGAAAAGGACAGAGGCAAAGGAGUCAAGGACCCAGAAGCCCGGGAACUUAUCAAGAAAAAGAGAAAUAGAAACAGACAGAACAGACAGGAAAACAAAUACUGGGACAUCCAGAUUGGAUAUCAGACCAGGGAGGUUAUGUGUAUUAACAAGACGGGAAAAGUUGCUGAUUUGAGUUUUUGCCAGCAAGAGAAGAUGCCAAUGACUUUCCAGUCCUGUGUGAUCACCAAAGAGUGUCAAGUAUCUGAGUGGACGGAAUGGAGCCCAUGCUCAAAACUGUGCCGUGAUGUGGUGUCCCCAACAGGCACUCGUGUUAGGACACGGAUCAUCCAGCAGUUUCCCGUGGGCAGUGAAAAGGAGUGUCCAGAACUUGAAGAGAGAGAAGCCUGUGUGUCCGAAGGAGAAGGAGUUGCUCUCUGUGCCACGUACGGCUGGAAAACUACGGAGUGGACGGAGUGUCGCGUGGACCCUUUGCUCAGUCAGCAGGACAAGAGGAGAGCCAACCAGACUGCCCUCUGCGGGGGCGGCAUCCAGACCCGAGAGGUGUACUGCGUGCAAACCAAUGAGAACCUCGUCUCUCACUUACAUAGCCACAAGGACAGGGAAGCCUCAAAACCAGUGGAUUCCAAAUUAUGCACUGGCCCUGUACCUAAUACUACACAGCUGUGCCACAUUCCCUGUCCAGUAGAAUGUGAAGUUUCACCGUGGUCAGCUUGGGGACCUUGUACUUAUGAAAAUUGUAAUGACCAGCAAGGCAAAAAAGGCUUCAAACUGAGGAAGCGGCGCAUAACCAAUGAGCCCACUGGAGGCUCUGGGGGAACUGGAAACUGCCCCCACUUACUGGAAGCCAUUCCCUGUGAAGAGCCAUCCUGCUAUGACUGGAAAGCAGUGAGGCUCGGAGACUGUGAACCAGAUAAUGGGAAGGAGUGUGGUCCAGGCACACAAGUUCAAGAGGUUGUGUGCAUCAACAGUGAUGGAGGGGAAGUCGACAGACAGCUCUGCAGAGACGCCAUCCUGCCCAUUCCUGUGGCCUGCGAUGCCCCAUGCCCAAAGGACUGCGUUCUCAGUGCAUGGUCCACCUGGUCCUCCUGCUCACAUACCUGCUCGGGGAAAACGACAGAAGGGAAGCAGAUACGAGCAAGGUCCAUUCUGGCCUACGCAGGUGAAGGAGGUGGAACUCACUGUCCAAACAGCAGUGCUUUGCAAGAGACACGCAGCUGCAAUGAACAUCCUUGUACUGUGUACCACUGGCAAACUGGUCCCUGGGGCCAGUGCAUCGAAGACACCUCAGUGUCGUCCUUCAACACAACUACAGCUUGGAAUGGGGAGGCCUCGUGCUCUGUCGGCAUGCAGACUAGAAAAGUAAUCUGUGUGCGAGUGAAUGUGGGCCAAGUGGGACCCAAAAAAUGUCCUGAAAGCCUUCGGCCUGAAACUGUGAGGCCUUGUCUGCUUCCUUGUAGGAAGGACUGCGUUGUGACCCCCUAUAGUGACUGGACACCGUGCCCCUCUUCAUGUAAAGAAGGGAACUCUGGAGUCAGGAAGCAGUCUCGACACCGGGUCAUCAUUCAGGUGCCAGCCAAUGGAGGCCGAGACUGCACAGAUCCUCUCUAUGAAGAGAAGGCUUGCGAGUCCCCUCAAGUGUGCCAAAGCUACAGGUGGAAGACUCACAAGUGGCGAAGGUGCCAGUUAGUCCCUUGGAGUGUACAGCAGGACAUCCCCGGGGCACAGGAAGGCUGUGGCCCCGGACGACAGGCAAGAGCCAUUACUUGUCGAAAGCAAGAUGGAGGGCAGGCUGGUAUUCAUGAAUGCCUCCAGUACUCUGGCCCUGUGCCAGCCCUCACUCAAGCUUGCCAGAUCCCCUGCCAGGACGACUGUCAAUUUACCAGCUGGUCCAAAUUUUCUUCAUGCAAUGGAGACUGUGGUGCAGUUAGGACCAGAAAGCGCACUAUCGUUGGAAAAAGUAAAAAGAAGGAAAAAUGCAAAAAUUCCCAUUUGUACCCACUGAUGGAGACUCAGUAUUGUCCUUGUGACAAAUACAACGCACAGCCUGUGGGGAACUGGUCGGACUGCAUUUUACCAGAGGGGAAGGUGGAAGUGCUACUGGGAAUGAAGGUUCAAGGAGACAUUAAGGAAUGUGGACAAGGACAUCGUUACCAAGCAAUGGCGUGCUAUGAUCAAAACAGCAGGCUCGUGGAAACAUCCAGAUGUAACAGCCAUGGCUACAUUGAAGAGGCCUGCAUCAUCCCCUGCCCCUCAGACUGCAAGCUCAGUGAGUGGUCCAACUGGUCCCGCUGCAGUAAGUCCUGUGGCAGUGGUGUGAAGGUGCGGUCUAAAUGGCUUCGUGAAAAACCAUACAAUGGAGGAAGGCCCUGCCCCAAACUGGACCAUGUGAACCAGGCACAGGUGUAUGAGGUCGUCCCAUGCCACAGUGACUGCAACCAGUACAUAUGGGUCACAGAGCCAUGGAGUGUUUGCAAGGUGACUUUCGUGAAUAUGCGAGAUAACUGUGGAGAAGGCGUGCAAACCCGUAAAGUGAGAUGCAUGCAGAAUACAGCAGAUGGCCCUUCUGAACUUGUGGAGGAUUACCUCUGUGACCCAGAAGAGAUGCCCCUGGGCUCUAGAGAGUGCAAAUUACCAUGCCCUGAAGACUGUGUAAUAUCUGAAUGGGGCCCAUGGACCCAAUGUGCUUUGCCUUGCAAUCAAAGCACUUUCCGGCAAAGGUCAGCUGAUCCCAUCAGACAACCUGCUGAUGAAGGAAGAGCCUGCCCUGAAGCUACGGAAAGGGAACCCUGUAAAGUGAACAAAAACUGCUACCACUAUGAUUAUAAUGUGACAGACUGGAGUACAUGUCAGCUGAGUGAGAAGGCAGUGUGUGGAAAUGGCCUUAAAACAAGGAUGUUGGACUGUGUCCGAAGUGAUGGUAAAUCGGUGGACCUGAAAUAUUGUGAAGAGCUUGGCCUUGAAAAGCACUGGCAGAUGAACACGUCCUGCGUGGUGGAAUGCCCUGUGAACUGUCAGCUGUCUGACUGGUCUCCUUGGUCGGAAUGUUCUCAAACAUGUGGCCUCACAGGAAAAAUGAUCCGAAGACGAACAGUGACGCAGCCCUUUCAGGGUGAUGGAAGACCAUGUCCUUCCCUGAUGGAACAGUCUAAGCCCUGCCCAGUGAAGCCCUGUUAUCGGUGGCAAUAUGGCCAGUGGUCUGCAUGCCAAGUGCAGGAGGCCCAGUGUGGAGGGGGAACCAGAACAAGGAACAUUUCAUGUGUAGUCAGUGAUGGUUCAACUGAUGAUUUCACCAAAGUGGUGGAUGAGGAAUUCUGUGCUGACAUUGAACCCACUGUAGAUGGUAAUAAAAAAAUGGUUCUGGAGGAAAUUUGCAUCCAGCCUUGCCCAGGGGACUGUUACUUGGAGGACUGGUCUUCGUGGAGCCUGUGUCAGCUGACCUGUGUGAAUGGAGAAGAUCUUGGUUUGGGUGGAAUACAAGUCCGAUCCAGAGCAGUGAUUAUUCAGGAACUAGAGAAUCAACAUCUGUGCCCAGAGCAGAUAUUAGAAACAAAGUCAUGCGAUGAUGGACAGUGCUAUGAAUACAAGUGGAUGACAAGUACGUGGAAGGGCUCUUCCAGGAGAGUCUGGUGCCAAAGGUCAGAUGGUAUAAACGUAACAGGGGGCUGCCUCGCGAUGAGCCAGCCAGAUGCUGACAGGUCUUGUAACCCUCCAUGUAGCCAACCCCAUUCGUACUGUAGCGAGGUAGGUGGAAAACCCAAUAGGACGGACAAGAGGGCUGCUUUGUCAUCCUGCUGUCUCUCACGCACAUUCUUCUUAGAUGGGAGACUAAAGACCUGGGUUUAUGGUGUUGCAGCUGGGGCAUUCGUAUUACUCAUCUUUAUUGUCUCCAUGAUUUAUCUGGCUUGCAAAAAGCCAAAGAAACCCCAAAGAAGGCAAAACAACCGACUGAAACCUUUAACUUUAGCUUAUGAUGGAGAUGCAGACAUGUAAAAUAGAAUUUUACCUGACUACGACAAAUUUUGGCUUUCUGACUCUGUAGUUGAUAACCAGGGGCCAUGAUGACAAUAUACAAACUGUGGAUUAUAAUUCAUUUUAACUUUUUAAAAUAGCAUCAUGAAGAAAAGAAUGAAAAUCACAUUGCCACUGGAAAUCUUCAAGACAGUACCACUUACUCAUAGACCAUUAACUCUAAUAAUUCUAGGAGAUUUAGUUGAACACAUGCUACAUUUUGGGAGUUUUAUGUCAUUUUUCUUGAAAUCUUCCAAUUGAGAAACCACUUUCAUCUCCAAAAAAUAGUGAUGAAAUUUGCCAGAGGGGUUGUCUGAUGCAAGACUCUUUGCAGUGUUUAACCCACAGAACUUUCUAGCAUGAAGAGUUUAUACCAAGAUCCCUACAGUGCUAUAGUCAAACAUAACAACAUGUAUACUCAGCUGAAUGAUAUUCAUUAUAAUUUCAUAUUAUGUACUCGAUAAUAAGCAACUCUAACAGUGAAGAGGUUGGCUCCAAGCUGAGCAGAAACCCCAUGGAAUAAAGUCAGCAUCUUUGUGGUUCUGCGUAGCGUGUAUUUAUUUGCAUUUCAGAGACAAAGACUCUUUUAUAAGACUUCAUUCUUGUCUUUCCAGAAUGUACAAAUGCUCAACAUGUACUAGAAUCUUAGAAGAAAGAGUCCUCGAUUUCAGUAUUUUAUAGUAGCUAUUUUAUAGUAGCUAUUGUCUGAUUGCUUGUGUUAAUACAUUUCUACUUUCCCUAAUAAUUUUCAAACUGGUUGCCUGCAUCUUUUUUGCUAUAUGGAAGGCACAUUUUUGCACUAUAUUAGUGCAGCAUGCUGGGCACUUAACCAGUAUUGCCGUAGAAACUGCCUCUUUUCGUAUGGUAUGAAGACAUCUGUGCCAAGAGGGUCCUGGAGACAUUUGCAAUUUCUUGUACCCUGAAGAGUGAAGUUCAGUUUGAAUGGCGACAGGAUGGAAUCAGCCAGGACGCCUGCUGUGUGAACUCUUGCUCCUUACCACAGCCUGUGAAACUGGCAACAUGGCUGUAACCUACGUGGGGAGGUCCCCACGAACCCUCAAAAGGUGGAUCCCUCUAGUUGGUUUGUAAUUGUUCUUUGAAAGCUGUUUAUGACUAGAUUUUUAUAUUUGUUAUCUUUGUUAAAAAAAGAAAAGAAAAGAAAAAAAGGAAACGGUUGUCUCUUUAAUUUCAAGCAGAUGGAAAAAUAGCAUAUCAGUGAUUUUGUAACUAAAGGAAGUCAAAAGUAUGUGUUGGUUCUUUCUCCCUGAUUCAUGCCUCAGUUUCAGAUGCAGUCUGUUCUGCAGGCAAAAUCCCAUAGCCUUUUGUUUUUCUCGCUGGUUAAAUUUGCAGCAGUCUUUUAAAUAUAUGAUUUCAAAAAACCAAAAUUCGUGAAAGGAAGAGUGAGUGUCUUGUCUGGGACUUUAUUAACUAUCUACAGCAAGGGUGGUCCACAUUUUUUCCUUUAGAAUCGAAUAGUAAAUAUUUCCAGCUUGGUCUGCGUUGCAGUCUCUCAUCUCUGUCAAGCAUAAAAGCUGGCAUAGGUGAUGCACAGUUAGAAAAAGAAUGAACAUGACUGUUUUCCGUCAAAUUUUAUUUACAAAAGGCAGCCAGUAGGCUAUAUUUCCAUGCUCCAGUUUGCUUACCCUCACUCUAGAUGUUCCUUAAUACUAAUCUCUAUUGUGUCACUUUGGUUUUCAUUCACUUACCAUUUGUCUGUCACCGGAGCUUAAUUUCAAAGUGUAAAUCCAGUUGUUACAUUUACCAUGGCCUUGAAAGUCACUAUAUUUUUCACAGAAGUCCUGAGAGAUGGUGACAGUGAAGCAACAGAAAUAAUAACUAACUUAGUGGACUUCUUUCUUGUGAAAAGAAAGUGAAAGAUCAUUAAAAAGCAAUGUCAUUUUUCAGACAACACUUAUUACAACAAUCUUUGGGAGGAAAGAACACGGGUUUUUCAUGUCUUUUAAAAGUAGGAACAAGUUAUUUUUAUCUUAAAUUUAGCUGUGUUGCUGUGAAAGUGGUUUGGCUUGUUUUACCUUCAUAGAGUACACAGUGGAUUUUGAACUCCCCCUGCUGUCAGAAUAUUUGCAAAGA
Fukomys damarensis (Damara mole-rat) is the source of this 6840-nucleotide messenger RNA. RefSeq names its product thrombospondin type 1 domain containing 7A (gene Thsd7a). The record is from RefSeq and is a predicted model, not a curated record. Bases 64 to 4731 code for a protein of 1555 amino acids. The transcript is spliced from 27 exons. NCBI's taxonomy places the organism in Eukaryota, Metazoa, Chordata, Mammalia, Rodentia, Bathyergidae. Gene Ontology annotation, cellular component: plasma membrane. Gene Ontology annotation, biological process: actin cytoskeleton organization.